ACAUCCAUUGGUCAGGGGCAAAUACCACUGGCUCUGCGUUCUCAGUCACUUCGUGCCAUUUCACCAAGUAGGAGCCAAAGGAAAGUUUGAAAAAUGAAAACCUUUGCAAGACUUGUUCUGGGACUUGUCAUCUUUGAUGUUGCUGUGGCUGCUCCCACUCCAGAGCCCAUCAACUAUGACUCAGAAACCUAUGAUGCCACCUUGGAAGACCUGGAUAAUUUAUACAGCUAUGAAAACAUACCCAUUGAUCAAGCUGAGAUUGAAAUAGGGACAGUGAUGCCUUCUGGGAACAGAGAGCUCCUGACCCCGCCACCAUUGCCUGAAGAGGAGGAGAGUGAAGAGAAAGAGGAAGAAUCCACCUCCAGGCUGAUCGAUGGCUCUUCCCCACAGGAGCCAGAAUUCACUGGUGUUUUGGGCCCUCACACCAAUGAAGACUUUCCCACCUGUCUCUUGUGUACUUGUAUAAGUACCACCGUAUACUGUGAUGACCAUGAACUUGAUGCUAUUCCUCCACUGCCCAAGAACACUGCUUAUUUCUAUUCCCGCUUUAACAGAAUUAAAAAGAUCAACAAAAAUGACUUUGCAAGCCUAACUGAUUUAAAAAGGAUUGAUUUGACAUCAAAUUUAAUAUCUGAGAUUGAUGAAGAUGCAUUCAGAAGGCUGCCUCAACUUCGAGAGCUUGUCCUGCGUGACAAUAAAAUAAGGCAGCUCCCAGAAUUGCCAACCACUUUGACAUUUAUUGAUAUUAGCAACAAUAGACUUGGAAGAAAAGGGAUAAAGCAAGAAGCAUUUAAAGAUAUGUAUGAUCUCCAUCAUCUCUACCUUACGGAUAACAACUUGGACCACAUCCCUCUGCCACUCCCAGAAAAUUUACGGGCCCUUCACCUCCAGAAUAACAACAUUCUGGAGAUGCAUGAAGAUACCUUCUGCAAUGUUAAAAAUUUGACUUAUAUUCGUAAGGCACUGGAGGACAUUCGAUUGGAUGGAAACCCUAUCAAUCUCAGCAAAACUCCUCAAGCAUAUAUGUGUCUACCUCGUUUGCCAAUUGGAAGUCUUGUCUAAUUUCAAAUAAUGGUUACAGUGAUCAUGCCUAUUGUAACAAAAUGAUGCUUACUACUCCUUUAAAAAAAAAUUCAUCAUAAUACUUUCAAAUUGUGUUCUUAAUAAUGUUAUGAUUACAUAAAAUACAACUAAGCAUUUUAAGAUAUGUUGACAUUUUAGUAAUCUAAGAAAAUAUCAGAUGAGUUAGGAAUAUACCUAGAAGAUGAACAAAAAGGACAAAACUAAAUGAUAAAACAAUUGUAUAAUUAAGAAAUCACAUGUAACUUGCAUUUUCUAGGGAUCUCUAUCCUACAUAAUUUCAAACUAACUAUAUUAGAGAUAAAAAUUUAAAAAUGAACACUUUAGGUAUUUUUCCAAGUUGUAGAUGUUUUUAAUUAAACUUUUCUAUUUCUCUUUUUUUUCACUAAAGCAUGUUCUUUUUUUCCUUAACUCAUUAAAGAGUGUGAGGAUAAGAAUAAAAAUUUUUCAAAAUUA
Molecule: messenger RNA, 1536 nt
Organism: Trichechus manatus latirostris (Florida manatee)
Lineage: Eukaryota; Metazoa; Chordata; Mammalia; Sirenia; Trichechidae
Gene: EPYC
Product: epiphycan
Exons: 7
Coding region: 94-1062 (322 amino acids)
Biological process (GO): articular cartilage development; bone development
Cellular component (GO): extracellular matrix
Molecular function (GO): protein binding
Source: RefSeq, a predicted model, not a curated record